UUGGCGUUCCACGUGGAGGCGGAGCGACGUCGCGCGUCGGGAUGCCGAACCGAUGAGGGGGCGUCCAACCCCCGAGAUGCCUGGUGGGGAGCCAUGGCAAACGCAGUCCCCGACGGAUCACCGAGACGGUGCAACGCGUUCCGCUGGCUCCGUUCGGUACGGACGAGUCCUUUGCCACGUGACUGUCAUCAGAAAUCGCACUGACUCGAAGACGAUCGAUUGGAUUUCCGUGACGAACGGAGGAGAUUCGGAGGAGAGUUUUUCAGUCUUAAGACACUUUCACAGGAAAUCCUUCCGGUUGACCUCGGAAAUCAGAAUCUUAUGAGAAAACGAGGAUAGGAUCACAUGACUAUGACGGGACAAGGUGAAAGGACUGUUGAGUCCGCGAGAUCGGUCGCGAGGUUCUAAAGUGUAUCAUAAAGAAUUCGUAACUGGCGUUUGCGCGAUUGUUUCGUAGUUGGACACGUGAUUCUCGCAGGGGUGGCGCACCCCCCAAGGUCGUCGUGAAUGGUGCUGAAAGGUGAUGAACGUGUUUUCCUAAGACCGUUACGGGCGGUUCGUGAUGUUUAGCCGCUACGGGAGAUUUUAAGUGUACGGAUUAUUGGGGUUAGACUGCGUCCUGAUAAGGCAUGCUAUGUGUCAGAGCAUCGGAAACGGAGGUCCGUGUAGAAGAUGACGGGGUUAAGUAGAUAAAGGGAGCAGGCCUGGCUGCCAUCAACGACGGACGAUUCCUCGGCUCUUCUCUUUCUCACCGCAGCGCACAAUGCUCUGCCACCGCGCUCUUGUCAUUCUCAUCGCUGUCAACGUGCCAAUCGUGACGGGGCUAGAGCCAGACUUCGCUUACCCGCUGGAGAACGUAACGAUCCCGCAAGGUCGAGACGCUACCUUCACCUGCGUGGUGAACAACCUCGGUGGAUACCGGGUGAGUCCUUCCUCCUCCGCGAGCGGAGAUCACUCUGGCAACGUCAAGGGUAACGCCCGGGUGGCGUGGAUUAAAGCGGACACCAAGGCGAUCCUAGCGAUUCAUGAGCACGUGAUCACGAACAACGCCCGUCUGUCGGUGACCCACAGCGACUACAACACGUGGACGUUGAACAUUCGCAGUGCACGCCGGGAAGAUCGCGGAAUUUAUAUGUGCCAGGUCAACACGGAUCCCAUGAAGAGCCAGAGCGCGUUUUUGGAGGUGGUAAUACCGCCAGACAUCAUCUCAGAGGAAACCUCGAACGACAUGAUGGUUCCCGAGGGAGGUGCCGCGAAGCUGGUGUGCAAAGCGCGCGGUUAUCCCAAGCCUGACAUCGUGUGGAAGCGAGAAGACGGUGCCGAAAUCAUUUCGCGUUCCGGUCCUGGCAAGACAAAAAUACCCAGUGCAGAGGGCGAAGUGCUGACUUUGUCGAAAGUAACGAGAGGCGAGAUGGGCGCCUACCUGUGCAUCGCCAGCAAUGGAGUGCCUCCGUCAGUCAGCAAACGAAUGAUGCUGCACGUGCAUUUUCAUCCGAUGGUCCAGGUACCGAACCAGCUGGUCGGAGCUCCGAUCGGAACUAACGUCACGUUGGUCUGCCAUGUGGAAGCGUCACCUAAGGCCAUUAAUUAUUGGACCCGAGAAACUGACGAAAUGAUAAUCACUAACAGCAAGUACGCGAUGUCCGAGGUGAAAACGUCAGUGUACAGCGUGCAGAUGCGACUGGUUAUCAUGAACCUGCAAAAGCACGAUCUGGGUGGCUACAAGUGCAUCUCAAAAAACUCCAUUGGCGACGCUGAGGGGAACAUCCGACUUUACGACAUGGAGCUACCUAAACAUUCCAGAAAGGGCAGUGACCGGCGAUCAGAGGAUGACGCGGGCGAUUCGAUUGGUGAUCGCGAUCACAGAUUGAACCACGCGCAUCAAGGAUCCCUGAGGGAAACAGGAUCGACUCUGGAACCAGCCUUCGACGCGGACGACAAUUCAGCGUCUACAACGUCGAGAGACAACGCGCCGCCGGCGACGAUCGGCAUCGUCCUGAUCAUGCUGCACCACUUGGUCGCUUCGACGUAAGAUAGACGUAACCUAUUUGCCCUUAAACGCAAACUACGUUUACCACGAGCUCGAUUCGCUAACCUAAGGAAACUCCGAGAUAGCGGCAGAGUAGCUCCGUCGCCUCGCGUUCUCGGCAAUCCACGACAUUAUUAUUGUCGAAUCUCAUCGAUAUCAUGUCAACCCUGACGGAAAAUUAAUCAUGAUAUUUUAAACGGAAGCGAUUACUGUGCUGAAUGAUACAUUCGUAAAUGUAAUAAGGCUCACUAAACCGUUAAACAAAAUUCUUCUGCAGAAAUCGGAAGGUAAAUUGACGGACAUCUCGACUAUUAUUUUAAUCCUUUGCGUGAUAACGUUUUAUGGGUCCAAUUUUUUUUUAAUGAAAACAAUUAUGUUUUCAUUAUUUUAUUC
Molecule: messenger RNA, 2422 nt
Organism: Acromyrmex echinatior (Panamanian leafcutter ant)
Lineage: Eukaryota; Metazoa; Arthropoda; Insecta; Hymenoptera; Formicidae
Product: lachesin
Cellular component (GO): neuron projection
Source: RefSeq, a predicted model, not a curated record